Molecule: messenger RNA, 5824 nt
Organism: Mirounga angustirostris (Northern elephant seal)
Lineage: Eukaryota; Metazoa; Chordata; Mammalia; Carnivora; Phocidae
Product: amine oxidase [flavin-containing] A
Exons: 15
Coding region: 111-3164 (1017 amino acids)
Cellular component (GO): mitochondrion
Molecular function (GO): flavin adenine dinucleotide binding; primary methylamine oxidase activity
Source: RefSeq, a predicted model, not a curated record
CCCCCGCCGCCCAGUAGGCUGGGAUCCUGGGGCGGCCUCGGGAGCGCGCGGGGCCGAGACCCCGGGGAGCUGGCGAGGCGCGCGCCCGUAGGAGAGGGGCGGGGAGCAGAAUGUCGGCUCCCGCCCGGGCGCGCUCCACAACCAGGAGCGCAAACGGCUCGGCCGCCUCCCGAGGUGGCGGCGGCGAGAGGGACAGCGAGGCGGAGCGCGCGCCCGGAGCCGGGGGCACAGCUGCCCAGAUCUCCGACCCGGACUCCAGCUUGGGCGCGGCCACAUCCUCCGCGUCCGGGUUGAGCAUCGGUUCUGAGUGGCGGACUUUCUCCAGUCCGUUUUCCAGCUUCCUGUCGAACGCGUCCAGAGCGGACCCCGGAUACGAGAAGAGCUCCGGCGCGCCCGCCCAACUCCUCUCCAGUCCUGGCCCGAGGACCAACACAGACUCUAGGAUUGGCCUCUGGGGCUUCGGCGCCCACGGCCUGAACCACCAGAUCCCCAUGUCUGCCACCGGCCUGAGCACCGCUGAUGGGGCCGCCGCAGCCUCCAACCCGGACGCAGGCCAUCCCCGGGUACCGAUACCAGGACCUGCCCCGCCCUCAGGCCCCCCUGUAGGGUCGAUACCUGAGUCCACCCCGCCCGCAGUGCUCGGCCAUCCCCGAGUAUCAGUACCAGGACCUCCUACAUCCACCAACUCUACCCGAGAGCCAGUGCAAGGUUCUGGCCCGCCCGUGACGCCCGGCUUCCUCAAGGUAUCGAUGCCAGCACCUCGUCCACCCAGUACCAAUCCCCAAGUGUCAGCAGACGGGAUCGCCCCGCCCUCAGUGAUCAGCUCCUGGAGUUCGGUGCGAGGACCUCCCACACCCAAUAACUCCCCCGUAGAGUCAUUGCAAGGGUCCUUGCAGUUCUCAGGACCCCGCUCCCCCCGACUAUCAGUGGACGGAUCUGUUGUGCUCUCGGACUCCUCCCUAGUGUCGAUGCAAGGGUCCGCCCCACCCUCAGUGCUCAACUCCCCCCGGAGUUCGCUGCCAGGAUCUGCCCCGAUCUGGGACUCCUCCCGAGUGUCGGUGCAAGGGUUCGCCCCGCCCUCAGAGCUCAGCUCCCUCCCGGCUUCGCAGCAGGGAUCGCCCCAGUUCUCGGAGUCCUCCCGAGCGUCGGUGCAAGGAUCCACCCCGCCCUCAGUGCCCGGCUUCCCCCAGGAUUCGGUACAAGGACCUCUCACGCUCAGGAACAACCCCGGAGGGUCGGCACAAGGGUCCACCCAGCCCUCAGUGCCCGGCUCCCCCCGGGAUUCGGUACAAGAACCUCUUACGCCCAGGAGCUCCUCCCGAGGGUCGGCACAAGGGUCCACCCAGCCCUCAGUGCCAGGUGCCCCCCGAACAUCCGCGGAAGGAUCGGCUCCACCCCCGGACUCCCCUGGAGGAGUAGUACAAGGGGCCGCUCCGCCUUCAGUGCCGGGCUCUGCCCGGGUGUCGGUGGAAGAAUCGGCUCCGCCCCCGGACUCCCCCCGAGAGUGGGUAGAAGGGUCCGCCCCGCCCUUGUCCCGCUCCACUCCUCUACCUACGCCCCGGGAGAGUCGCAACCAGAGCAUGGCGAGUGGGGAGACGGCGAGCACCGCGGACCACAUGUUCGACGUAGUCGUGAUAGGAGGCGGCAUCUCAGGAUUGUCUGCUGCCAAACUCUUAGCGGAACAUGACGUUAAUGUUUUGGUUUUAGAAGCACGGGACAGAGUUGGAGGAAGAACAUACACCGUGAGGAAUGAACAUGUCGAUUACGUAGAUGUUGGCGGGGCUUAUGUGGGGCCAACCCAGAACAGAAUCUUACGGUUAUCUAAGGAGCUGGGUCUAGAGACUUACAAAGUGAACGUAAAUGAGCGUCUUGUUCAAUAUGUCAAGGGGAGAACUUAUCCAUUUCGGGGGGCCUUUCCGCCGGUAUGGAAUCCCAUUGCCUAUUUGGAUUACAACAAUUUGUGGCGGACAAUGGAUAACAUGGGGAAGGAGAUUCCAGCGGAUGCACCAUGGGAGGCCCCACAUGCUGAGGAAUGGGACAAGAUGACCAUGAAAGAUCUCAUCGAUAAAAUCUGCUGGACGAAGACCGCUAGGCAGUUUGCAUCGCUCUUUGUAAACAUCAACGUGACCUCUGAGCCCCAUGAGGUGUCUGCGCUGUGGUUUUUGUGGUACGUGAAGCAGUGCGGAGGCACCACUCGGAUAUUCUCGGUCACCAACGGGGGCCAGGAACGAAAAUUUGUGGGUGGAUCGGGUCAAGUGAGUGAACGGAUAAUGGACCACCUUGGGGACAGAGUGAAGCUGAGGUGCCCUGUCACCUAUGUGGACCAGUCGGGUGACAACAUCAUCAUCGAGACAUUGAAUCAUGAACUUUAUGAGUGCGGAUACGUAAUUAGUGCCAUCCCGCCAACCUUGACUGCCAAGAUCCACUUCCGACCAGAGCUCCCGUCAGAGAGAAACCAGUUAAUCCAGCGUCUUCCGAUGGGGGCUAUCAUUAAGUGCAUGAUGUAUUACAAGGAGGCCUUUUGGAAGAAGAAGGAUUACUGUGGCUGUAUGAUCAUUGAAGAUGAGGAAGCUCCAAUUUCAAUAACCCUGGAUGACACCAAGCCAGAUGGAUCGCUGCCCGCUAUCAUGGGCUUCAUACUUGCCCGAAAAGCUGACCGACUUGCCAAGCUCCAUAAGGAAAUAAGGAAGAAGAAGAUCUGUGAGCUCUAUGCCAAAGUGCUAGGAUCCCAAGAAGCUUUACAACCAGUGCAUUACGAAGAGAAGAACUGGUGCGAGGAACAGUACUCCGGGGGCUGCUACACCGCCUACUUCCCCCCUGGGAUCAUGACUCAAUAUGGAAGGGUCAUUCGCCAGCCCGUUGACAGAAUUUACUUUGCUGGCACGGAGACAGCCACACACUGGAGCGGUUACAUGGAAGGGGCAGUAGAGGCCGGAGAACGAGCAGCUAGGGAGGUCUUGAAUGCUCUGGGGAAGGUGGCCAAGAAAGACAUAAGAGUUCAAGAACCGGAAUCAAAGGAUGUUCCAGCUUUGGAGAUCACCCACACCUUUUGGGAGAGGAACCUGCCUUCUGUGGCAGGCCUGCUGAAGAUCAUUGGAUUCUCCACAUCAGUCACUGUCCUGUGGAUUGCGGUGUGCAAAUUCAGGCUGCUGACACGAUCCUGAGGUUUCGGCCUCAUGCUUUCUGCCUACUCUUUCCCAGCACCAUCAAAAGCAAAAUGUUGGCAAAGGCUGUAUCAUUGGAUCAUCUUUAAAUGCACUGAUUUUCACCCAUAAGUUUAGUCUCAGUUGGUGUCAGAGUAAAAACAACCCAAAGAAUCACCUCAUUAAUUUCAAUAAGAUCAAGCUCCAUUGCGUUAUUUGCCUUGUGUAGACUAACUUGUGCUGACUGGUAGAAUAAAACCUUGUGAUCAACUCCUUAAUUUCAAGAUGUCUAAUUGAAGUGCUGGUCAGGAACAAUUUCUGUGUCCUGUUUUGCUCCUCUUUAACACGAAAUGCCUGAUGAUUGCAGAAAUGAAGCGGUUCCCUUUCUCUUUGUAGAGGUUAAAUAGGUGACGGCCCAGCCUGUGACCAUCCUUUUCAGUCCUUAGGAAAUAGUGAAGUGUAGGUCCAGAGCCCAGAGGCUGGCAGCUUCCUGGGGGUCAGCAGCUCCCCCUUUGGAUGAGGGAUAGUAAAUGAAAGCAAUGGGGGUGUAGACCACUGAGGGACAUCUUAUAGGCCAUCCUGGCCACUUCUACUUCCUGUGACGUUUCUAGAAAUCUAGUCUGGUGUUUCAGGUGACUUGUGUGUAGCUCCCCACGGGAGCAGAGUAAACUAGUGGCAGGACUGUCCCCCAGGAGGCCUCCUGAUGAGCUCCGCACGAGACCCACUGCAAUAGGCAUUUGCUCUUCCUCCUGGAGGAUGACUAGACAUCACAAUAACCUUCUCUGCUAAUUUCGAGAAAGUAUUUUCCUUUUCUCGGGUAGACCCUGGCUAUCUGAAGGCCUUAGUGGCAUACACUUUUUUUUCUUUUUUCCUAGGACUGCAGUAGAAUUAGGCAGAUCUGUUAACCUAAAUGACAGAGUUACCUUUGAGUAAAUAUCAGCAUGCUGAUUUCUCUCAAAUAGGAACUGAGAUACACAUAGUAAAUUUCUGAUUGCUAUUUGUUGAGACUAUCAAAUAGAGAAAGGAAAUUGGGGCUUUAUAUUUUAACCUCACUGGCUUUAGUUAUUAAGUUUAUAACAGACAUGAAAUUGAGUGAUUUUAAUAUGAAGACUGAGUUCUCUAUUUUAAGAGUAAUGUGGGCCCAGAACAGUGCCCACCUCUUUCUGGCCUUUCCCAUUUUAAAAACUCAGAUUUUUUUUUAAAGCCCCUUCCAGAGGUUUCAGCCAUAAAAGACUACUGUUUUACAUACAAGCAUCUGGGGGAAAAAAUCAACACCAAUGUGAUCAAAUAAAGCAGGUGACAAGAUUCAGUAGACUUGGGUACACAGGUGGAUACACAGUAACAUCUUAUCCCACAUCACUGAUGAAUGAGGCAUUUCAUUUUAGAUGAAGUUUCUAGAUAGCUGAAAUUUACUCUUUUAUGUACCAAAAAUUUUACAUAAAAAUUGUGAUGGGCAUACUUCCACACAUUAUUCAACAAGCUUCAUUCAAAUUCACCUUUUUUAAUUAAUCAGAUCAAUCUUUAUGUGUCUCAAUCAUUUUAGACUUUUAUAAGAGAGUGAUACCAUUGUGUUUGCCCCUCUGCUGAAUGUCACGUGAUUGUCUUAGAGCUGGUGAGUCUACUGCUUCUUCUCCCAUACUGCUUCUCCCAUAUUCAGGAUUUUCAUACCCUUCUUAUCUCCUAAUACCUCUUAACCUAAUCCCCUAUGUUCUACUAAAUGGGAAUUAAAGAUUGCCAGAGAAAAUCAACUCAAGUUUAUUACAUAAUUAACCAUAUAAAUUCACAAGUCACUGGACCCUGAUAAUGAGGGCUUAAGGUAUUGCAGUUUUGCCUAUCGUAAGAGCAAAGAGCAGGAUUUUUCUGCCACUCUUUACUUUGUAAUUGAAAAGCAUUUUAGCUAACGUAGGAGUUUGGGUACUAUCUUGGAUAUGCUCCAGUCCAUAAGGAGUUGCCACAUAUUAUAUCAAAGUGCUCAGAGAAAUCACAUCCCUGAUCUAUUUCAGUUGUUUUGUUCACUUACUGAUUAACUUGGUUCUGACACACCUUUUGGGAAAUGCUGACUUCAGCUUCUUAACAGGCAACAGUUUUAACAGUAAGGAGGUUGUUAACAUAUCUAAGUCUUUAAUGCUGAAGGACUCCUGAGUAGUGAUUUACCCUCUUUUCAAACUUUUUAGAAAACCAAUUAAUUUACCCUAGUGAGAUCAGCCCUGUUAAACUAUAGAUUGAACUUAAAAAUGAAUGCUAUUCCAGAUGUGCCAAGAUAGGAAAUCAGAGCUGAGAACUCCCACCAUUUUAUUUGUCCACCACUGAGAUCCUAGAGGUCUUUCUUCCCACCCCAAGAAACCAAAGGCAGUUUCAGCAGCUGAUAGAGCCUGGCAUCUGCUUCACAGUCCUGAAGGCUGUGUUGGCCUCACUCCACUGGAAGGUCAAGAAUUAGACUUAAAAAGGUAACCUUUGGUCACAACUGUUAAAUAAGGACUUGAACUGCGCAGAAGAGAAAAUACCGAAGGACUGUGAACUAUGUUUAGUUUGAUUGUGAACUCGGUGCCUGAUGUUCUGUCUGAGAUGUGCCCCAGUGCUCCACGUGGGAGUUCGCCUAUGUGUGUGUGUUGCCACUGAAGUAACGAUUUUGCCCGUAUGGUACUGUUUUGUUUGUUAAUAAAGUGCACUACCGUCCCUGA